AUGGAGAAACCACCUGAAGACUAUCUCAAGUUUAUUAUGGUGUGGGUCCAAAUGAGAAACAUUCCGGUGAACCAUUAUACCCUUGAAACCAUUGAGGCAUUGGGGGAGUUUGCUGGCCAUGUGGUUGAGGUUCCUUUCGACCCGGAGAAGGCACAGGUCAAAGAUUAUGUAAGAGUACUAGUUCGUUUUGACGUCUCAAAGCCACUGAGAAGAUCAAAAAAACUUACUUUACCUGGAGGGGAGGUUGUCAACAUUUUGUAUGAUUAUGAACGCAUCCAAAAGAGAUGUUACACUUGUCAAAGAUUAACGCAUGAGCAAUCAAUGUGCCCUUGGCGUAAAGUUGAUAAGGAGGCUACGGUGGGAGCUUCCUGCUCUUCGGGGGAAAGCAAGAAUACUGAAGUGCUGAACUCGCUUGAGGAAUCUGACCCGCUCUUUGGAGUCCUCUCUAGCAAACACCUCGGUCUUGAACCUGUUUCAGGUCGGCCCAAGAUUGCAAAGGAGGUUAUGGAUGGUAUGAGACAGUACCUGCAGGUUGAUGAGGGGCCAGAAAAGAUGGCGAGAGUAGAAAGAGUCAAGAAAUCCCUUGAGGAUUUGGAGAAUGAUCCUUUAGGGCAGAAAGUCUUUCUUCGGUUGGAAUCAGCUCCGAUCCUGUCCUCAUCUCUUGAUAAAGGAAAAGGUGCAGUUUUUGACUUCAGCUCUCAAGCGGAGCCUCAACCAAGACAAGAAAAGCUUAUGGCUAGCGCUAUUGCGGCGGGCUCCAAGAUCCUUCAGUCUGGAAAGGUGGUUGCUCCUGAUCCGGCUGCUAAGGAGUAUGAGGUCUAUGCUCAGUCCGGUUUUCUUGUGCAGGGUUCAACGGGUUAUAGUGUAGGUAUCUCUGAUACUAGCAUUUCCGGGACUCUUCUAAAGAAACCUAAACAGCGUAAAAGACCUGGAACCUAUUCGAGGAAAGCAACAGGGAAAAGGGUUGUGAAAGCUGCGGUUGGAGGUAUCGUACGGGUGGGAGAAGGAGUGAUCUCAGACGGCAAGAGAAAAGCACAUGAUGAUGUCGAGCCAUCUAAAAGCUCUGCAAGGUUUAAGAAACCAUUGGUGGUCCCGAGUGAGGGACCGUCCAAUAUUUAA
This is a messenger RNA of Brassica napus (rape), 1119 nucleotides long. RefSeq lists its product as uncharacterized. NCBI's taxonomy places the organism in Eukaryota, Viridiplantae, Streptophyta, Magnoliopsida, Brassicales, Brassicaceae. The record is from RefSeq and is a predicted model, not a curated record. The transcript has a single exon. The coding region runs from base 1 to 1119 and encodes 372 amino acids.